Saccostrea cuccullata (small rock oyster) is the source of this 948-nucleotide messenger RNA. RefSeq names its product fibrinogen-like protein 1. Lineage: Eukaryota; Metazoa; Mollusca; Bivalvia; Ostreida; Ostreidae. The coding region runs from base 1 to 948 and encodes 315 amino acids. The transcript is spliced from 5 exons. The record is from RefSeq and is a predicted model, not a curated record.
AUGAGGAAACAUUUGACAUAUGUUGUAUUGAUGGCAUUUAUCUGGUGUCUUGCUGGACAAGAUAUAGAAAAGAAAAUUCAUUACGGUAAGAGAAUACUGGAUGCAUUAAUUGACAUAGUUCAGGGAAUCAGUUCUAUAGAGUGUACAGAAGAAUGUUUCAGUAGAAGAAGAUGUUUGUCAGUGAAUUACUGGAGAAGUAUACUGUUAUGCGAGAUGAACAGUGUGGACACAUCGACACAUUUACUAUCAGAUGAACCAAGGACAGUGUUUGCUAGAAUCGCUUCAUGGGAACAGAAUGUUUUCCAUUUUAAACAAGACUUGGUCACCUGUGCUACUGACGUGACAUCGGUAGAAACUCUAGAUAUUAAUAAUAAAGACAUUGAUGUACCAUAUGUUUACUCUGAGGGACAUAAAUGGGCGGUGAUACAAAGAAGAUGCUUGAACAACACAGUCUUUUAUAGAAGUUGGUCCGACUACAAGACUGGUUUUGGUAACUUCAAAAAGAAAUCUGAUUUUUGGAUAGGAAAUGACGUAAUACACAUGUUGACGAAAAAUGGUUACAAUCACAUGAGAGUUGAGAUGCUGAAGACAGACAACGAACCGUUAGAGGCAGAAUACAGUCAUUUCUUUGUCGGAGAUGAAGGCACCGAAUACAAUCUAACAAUAACUGGAUUCAAAGGGUUGUAUGAUUGCAUGACAAACAAGAUUGAUGAAAGAGCAAACGCUAAUGGGAUGAAAUUCAGCACAUUUGAUAGAGAAAACGAUCAAUGGAAUAAUGGAAUCUGUGCUAAUGAUUGUCGGUCGGGCUGGUGGUUCCAUUCUUGUACUUGUGGAAAUCUUAAUGGAUUGUUUGGAAAUGAGAAGAGUGGUUCUGUGAUGCGUUGGAUGUGUGCAGAUGGGUGGAUAUGUCCCCUCAAAGCCACCAGAAUCCUGCUCAGACCACAGUAA